CACCAAAGCUCCCGCCCGCCCGCCUCUCCUCUCCUCGCCGCUAGUCUCUAUUUAGGACCACCCGCGAUCGCCAAUUCCCUUUGCCUCUUGUGUGCUGCCGCUGCAGUUGCGUGACACGCUCGCCUAACCUCCGCACCCCGUCGGGCCUCUUUCCCAUCCGUCCUCCGCUGCCGUGGCUGUACCGCACUGCCGCGCUCGCCGUUCCCACACACCCUCACUAGCCACUCCCAUUAUUCCCACCUGUCCCAGUUGAUCUUCCGAUCGCCUGCCCGUUCACCUUCUCUCUGCGAGCAGCCCAGGCCGGAGGCAUGUCGGCCAAGAAGAUCGUGGUGAAGCUGGAGCUGCAUGACAACAAGGACAAGCAGAAGGCCAUGAAGGCCGUCUCCGUGCUCGUCGGCAUCGACGCCAUAUCCAUGGACCUGGCGUCGCGCAAGAUGACGGUGAUCGGCACGGUGGACCCGGUGGACGUGGUGAGCAAGCUGCGCAAGGGUUGGGCGGCCUACAUCGAGUCCGUCGGCCCGGCCAAGGAGCCCGAGAAGAAGGAGGAGAAGAAGGAGGAGGCCAAGAAGGAGGGCGGCGACGCCAAGAAGGAAGGCGGCGACGGCGGCGACGGCAAGAAGGACGGCGAUGGGAAGAAGGACGGCGACGGGAAGAAGGACGGCGAGAAGAAGGAGGAGGGCGACGGCAAGAAGGACGGCGACGGGAAGAAGGACGGCGACAAGAAAGAGGAGGGCGACGGCAAGAAGGACGACCAGAAGAAGCCCGCCGCCGUGGCCCCGCUGCCGUUCCCGCACCACAUGCCGCUGCCGCACCACAUGCCGCCGCCCUACAUGUUCAACGCCGACUACAUGAUGAACCAGUACCGGCCGGCGCCGCCGGCCUACCCGCCGCCGUACGUGCCGCCGCAGCACUACUACGUGCGGAACAUGAGCAUGGAGGAGAACCCAAACUCGUGCGUCAUCUGCUAAGUCAAAGUCGAUCCCUCGAUCGCUCGCGUACGUACGUUCCGUGGGGCGACCAUGCAUGCAUCUGUGUAUAGUAGUAUUUUCUCGAUCGUUUUUACGAGACCAGCAAAGUUUGCAAGAUGAAACUGUACAACUAGUAGUAGUCUACUAUAGCACUACGUACGUACAUACGUACAUUUGUAAUGUGGAAAUUGCGAUGCUACGUACUGCCGGCCUGCCCUAGUACAUGUACAUACCACAGCUACAUCAUCUUUCCUUUCAACAA
Molecule: messenger RNA, 1230 nt
Organism: Triticum aestivum (bread wheat)
Lineage: Eukaryota; Viridiplantae; Streptophyta; Magnoliopsida; Poales; Poaceae
Product: heavy metal-associated isoprenylated plant protein 39
Exons: 3
Coding region: 309-968 (219 amino acids)
Molecular function (GO): metal ion binding
Source: RefSeq, a predicted model, not a curated record